Molecule: messenger RNA, 2380 nt
Organism: Cuscuta epithymum
Lineage: Eukaryota; Viridiplantae; Streptophyta; Magnoliopsida; Solanales; Convolvulaceae
Source: the annotation of a GenBank genome assembly
AUUCAUCUCCACCGCGACAUUGCACUCUUCCGUUUCCGGCUCCCUCUUCCCUCAGUCGGACGCAGCCUACACCACGCCCGCCGCUCGUCAAAUAUCCCUACGAGUUCAAAUGGUAGAUUUGAAGCUCAGCAAGGGAAAGAGUAGGACAUCUCAGAAAUCUCAACCAAACAAGAAGCAAAAGAAAAAUGCAGCUCCCUUAGCGAAGAAAACGGAGAAAGAGAAGAACUUGGAGAAAGAGGAUAUAUUUUUCAGUGACAGUGCUGCAACAAAUAAAAAAAAGGUUGAAUACGAACACGAAACAUCGGAAGAAGAUGAGUUGACAGCUGACUCUCAUUCAGAUAUCUCUUCAGACGGAGAUGAUGCUUUGGCAGAUGACAUUCUUGGAGGGAGCGAUGAUGAUGAUGAUGUUGCACAGGAUAGUUCAGAUAUAGAUUCUGAUUCUGAUGUUUCUGAUAUUGAGAAGAAAGCUAGGAUUAUUGACAAAGAAAGGGAACGAGUAGAGGAUGAAGGUGAAAAAGAAUUGGUUACUAAUAUUAAAGAAGAAGCUGAUGAGUUCAGACUGCCCACUAGUGAGGAACUGGAAGAAGAAACACAUAGACCUCCUGAUCUUACCAAUCUCCAAAGGAGGAUAAAAGAAGUUGUACGAGUUCUCUCAAAUUUGAAGUCUUUGAGGCAAGAGGGAGUAACUCGAAAAGAUUAUGUUGAUCAGCUUAAGAGAGAUUUAGUUUCAUACUAUGGAUACAAUGAAUUCAUGAUUGAAACUUUAGUUGAGAUGUUUCCGGUUGUUGAGCUUAUGGAACUUAUCGAAGCGUUUGAGAAGCCCCGACCAAUAUGUAUUCGAACAAACACAUUGAAGACACGUAGACGGGAUUUAGCUGGUGUGCUGUUGAACAGGGGUGUCAAUUUAGAUCCACUUAGCAAAUGGUCAAAGGUUGGAUUGGUGGUAUUUGAUUCACAAGUACCAAUUGGUGCAACUCCCGAGUAUAUGGCUGGUCAUUAUAUGCUUCAAGGCGCAAGCUCAUUUUUGCCUGUUAUGGCUCUUGCUCCUCAGGACAAAGAACGAAUAGUAGAUAUGGCUGCUGCUCCUGGUGGCAAAACAACAUAUAUUGCUGCUCUAAUGAAAAACAGUGGUAUUGUUUAUGCAAAUGAGAUGAAGGAGUCAAGAAUUAAAUCACUUGCUGCUAAUUUACAGCGCAUGGGAGUAACAAAUACCAUCGUUUGCAACUACGAUGGGAGAGAGCUACCCAAAGUGCUAGGUCAAAACUCAGUUGAUAGGGUGUUAUUGGAUGCACCAUGCAGUGGCACUGGGGUCAUAUCUAAGGAUGAAUCUGUGAAGACAUCUAAAACUGCUGAGGACAUACAGAAAUGUGUUUGUUUGCAGAAGGAAUUAAUCCUUGCAGCAAUUGAUAUGGUAGAUGCCAAUUCAAAAUCAGGAGGAUAUGUUGUGUACUCGACCUGCUCCAUUAUGAUUGAUGAGAACGAGGGAGUUAUAGACUAUGCACUGAAGAAACGAAAUGUGAAACUGGUCCCAUGUGGAAUUGAUUUUGGUGAACCAAGGAAAGGGUUUACUCGUUUCAGGCAACACCGCUUUCACCCAUCUUUAGAGAAGACCCGCCGGUUCUAUCCUCAUGUCCACAACAUGGAUGGUUUUUUCGUUGCAAAGUUGCAGAAAGUGAGUAAUGUCAUACCAGCUAAAACGUCAGAAAAAGAUUCAGGGGAAGGUCUUGAGAUGAUUGACAACUUAAAGCAGAAUCCUGAACGGGAUACCAAGGCACAGUUGGAUGAAGAUGCAAAAUUUAAAAGCCAAAACACUUCGAAAAAGAGGAAGAUCUAUAAUGACAAACUAGUGCUUGGGAAAGAAAACGGAAAGUUGAAUUCCAAGAAAGAAGAAAAGCAAUCCCAAAUAAAGAGGAAGGAAAAGCGGAAGCCCUUCAGGAAGGAAAAUUCCAAGUCCAGGAAAGAGAAUGGACAAGCGCCUAUAGUGGCAAAGAAAAAAGCAACCUCCAUGGAAAGCAAUGCUAAAAACAAGAAAGCAAAGCGUGCUUGAUUUGAACUUGAUAACGGUGAACACUAGCUUCUAGCAGAUUGAUCACUUUUUUAUUAAUUUAAAAAAUAUUAGUGUUUGUAAAAGUCUGGAUUUCCACCAUUAUGCAACUUUUAAGCUACGGAUAUUUAGUAUAUCAAGAUUUUGUCUGGCUAGCAGCCAUGUGUAAAACAGAAUACUGAUGAGGAAAGGAAUGCAGUGAGACUGACACUGACUGCAGGAAUACAAACUUUUUGUUGUUGUAGGCUGCAUAUAUAGAGAUUAUCUUGGACUAAUCCAGCCCAAAUCUUUUUGGUUAAUUGCUGUAGCCUUAACUAUUAUUAUUCUAUUAAUAUG